Molecule: messenger RNA, 1180 nt
Organism: Sceloporus undulatus (fence lizard)
Lineage: Eukaryota; Metazoa; Chordata; Lepidosauria; Squamata; Phrynosomatidae
Gene: COPS5
Product: COP9 signalosome subunit 5
Exons: 8
Coding region: 101-1120 (339 amino acids)
Biological process (GO): protein deneddylation
Cellular component (GO): COP9 signalosome; cytoplasm
Molecular function (GO): metallopeptidase activity; deNEDDylase activity; protein binding
Source: RefSeq, a predicted model, not a curated record
UUCCGGUUUGGCUUUGAUUGGCGCCGCGUCGGGGCCAGAGGCCGGCGGGCUUGUCUCGCUCAGAGGCGCGGCUGUCAUCUUCGCGGUCGGAGCGGGUGAGAUGGCGGCCGCCUCCUCCUCCUCCUCUUCGGCUGCCUCCACCGCCGCCUCCUCCUCCUCCUCCUCGGCGGGGCCUUCGGGCAGCGGAAUGGCCCAGAAGACGUGGGAGCUGGCCAACAACAUGCAGGAGGCGCAGAGCAUCGACGAGAUCUACAAGUACGACCGCAAGCAGCAGCAGGAGAUCCUGGCCGCCAAGCCCUGGACCAAGGACCACCACUAUUUCAAGUACUGCAAAAUCUCUGCUCUGGCUCUUCUGAAGAUGGUCAUGCAUGCUAGAUCAGGAGGCAAUUUGGAAGUGAUGGGCUUAAUGCUUGGGAAAGUGGAUGGUGAAACCAUGAUUAUCAUGGAUAGCUUUGCUCUACCAGUGGAAGGCACAGAAACAAGAGUUAACGCUCAGGCUGCUGCAUAUGAAUAUAUGGCUGCAUAUAUCGAAAACGCAAAGCAGGUUGGUCGCCUAGAAAAUGCAAUUGGCUGGUAUCACAGCCACCCUGGCUAUGGCUGUUGGCUUUCAGGAAUUGAUGUCAGCACUCAGAUGCUUAACCAGCAGUUUCAAGAACCGUUUGUGGCUGUUGUUAUUGAUCCAACAAGGACAAUAUCUGCAGGAAAGGUGAAUCUUGGAGCUUUUAGGACGUAUCCUAAGGGUUACAAGCCUCCUGAUGAGGGCCCUUCUGAAUAUCAGACUAUCCCACUUAAUAAAAUAGAAGACUUUGGUGUGCACUGUAAACAGUAUUAUGCUUUAGAAGUCUCCUAUUUUAAAUCCUCUUUGGAUCGCAAGUUACUUGAACUUCUGUGGAAUAAAUAUUGGGUGAACACUCUUAGUUCUUCUAGUUUGCUUACUAAUGCGGACUACACUACUGGGCAAGUAUUUGAUCUUUCUGAAAAAUUAGAGCAGUCGGAAGCUCAGCUAGGCAGAGGAAGCUUCAUGUUGGGUUUAGAGUCUCAUGACAGAAAAUCAGAGGACAAGCUAGCCAAAGCAACAAGGGACAGCUGCAAGACCACCAUAGAAGCAAUACAUGGAUGAUGUCUCAGGUUAUAAGGACAAACUUUUAAUCAAAUUAACAUUGCUUGAAGUAUAUCACCA